Medioppia subpectinata is the source of this 1438-nucleotide messenger RNA. Lineage: Eukaryota; Metazoa; Arthropoda; Arachnida; Sarcoptiformes; Oppiidae. The record is from the annotation of a GenBank genome assembly.
AAUCCAUAUGAAUAUAACCUAACAUUCAAUUGUAAUCAAUAAUAGUUAAAAACAAUAUAAUAACGAUUCACUCACUUCUGGAUUCAACGCGCGAUCAUUACAUCCAAUGGUUAUGUAAUGAAUGUAUUAUUGAAACACCAAAUCAAACAAUGAAUGAAUCAAUACAUUAGCGAUAGUGUUGUCAGUCAUUGACAGACAAUCAUAUGAUUGCACACAAUAUGUAAACAAAGCGUACGUUAAGUCAUAUCACUAUUCAUACCAUUAAACGUCUUAUUAUUGUCUUAUUAUUACAUUGAAUGUGCAAUCAAUGGAUUCAAUGUAUAUUAAUAUAGCAUUUGUGUUGAUUAUAACCGUUUCGUACACUUUGGGUGACAAUCAAAACGACAAUUCAAUCGAUCACUCAUUUGAUGCAAAAUCUUCGAGACAACAAUUUGAAGAGUUUUUAACCAAAUAUGACAAACAUUACAGCAAUCAUACAAACGAAAUUGAACGAAGAUUUAAGAUAUUUGAGAGAAAUUUAAUGACAAUUAAAUUACUGAAUGACAAUGAGUUGGGUUCGGCUGUCUAUGGCGUCACACCAUUUGCUGAUCUCAGCCCUCACGAGUUCAGACAACUCCACACCGGCUUCCGUCCAGAUCUUCACACCCGGCACUCGUCCGCACACAUGAGACCAAUCAAAGCGCAACAGAUCCGCUACACUGAUCUGCCCAAAGACUUUGAUUGGAGAAACACUUCGGGUGUGGUCUCUGCGGUCAAAAACCAGGGAAUGUGCGGCAGUUGUUGGGCGUUUAGCGCCACCGGCAAUGUUGAGGGCGUCGCUGCCAUUGUCACCAAGAAAUCGGUGUCGCUUUCAGAACAAGAAUUGGUUGACUGCGACAAACUAGACCAGGGAUGCAAUGGAGGUCUUCCCACCAAUGCUUUCAAAACAAUUAUUGAUUUAGGUGGGAUAGAGUCUGAGUCUGACUAUCCAUACGAUGGACGCAAUGAGAAAUGUCAUUACAAUCGUUCGCUUUCGAAGUUAGCAAUUGAUUCGUAUGUAGUUUUGCCCGAAGACGAGACAGCGUUAGCGCAAUGGCUCUAUAAAUUUGGUCCCAUUUCUAUCGGCAUUAAUGCAAAUGCGAUGCAAUUCUACUUCGGAGGAAUAUCUCAUCCCAUGAAAUGGUUGUGUAAUCCCAAUAAUUUGGAUCACGGGGUACUCAUUGUUGGCUUCGGUGUGGGAAAGACUAAAAUACUACACAAAACACAGCCCUUUUGGAUCAUCAAAAAUAGUUGGGGUCCCUCUUGGGGUGAAAAGGGCUAUUAUCGUGUCUACAGAGGGGACGGCACUUGUGGUCUCAAUCUGAUGGCAUCUUCCGCAUGGAUUGACAUCCAUUCGAGAUAUUAAUUCAAUAAUAUUUUGAUAAUACUCUCCAUUUUAUAACUAAUACUUUUGUUUGGU